UUUCAAACGAAGUUUCUUAAUAAGCUUACCAUAAAAUGGUCUGAAAAUUAAUAACUACAAGGUUUWAUACAAAAUGGCUAGCUGCUGGAGUGGCUGUUGGACGGGUUUCACCGACAGUCUACGCAGUUUACGGCGAACUUUAUAUCUUGCGGGACCAGGAUCUGGUAAUCGAGCUCGCUACAACGAAGCAAAAGCUACCGUAGAGUUUGAAACACUGAUUGAUGACGAUGAUUGUGAAUUUGAAACUGCUCCAAGCUUUACAAGACGUUUACUAACAGAAGAGGAACAGUAUUUAGUAAAUCAGAGAAGAUAUGACCAGCUUGUUCACAAACAAAGACAGAUUGAUCAUGAAAUAGAUGCACAGCUUCGGAAUGAAGAGGAUAAAAUACGGCGUGAAGAGGAAGCUCUUUAUGAGGCAAAAAGGCAAGCAGCCAGGGCAGCAAAACAAAGCAGAAAUUAUGAGGAAAAUAAGAAACCUUCAUAUCAAAACAACACACAAGUAAAUUCCAAGCUUUCAGAAAACACAACGCUGUCKUCAUGGACAUCUGAUGAUGGUCUUAGCAUCGACAGUGCAGAGCUUGAUGCUGAAGACUUUGACUCUUUUCUUGAGAAAGUAAAAGCAAGAUCGUUGAAUCCAUCAAAACAAACUGGUGCAACAACAAGUACUACAGCAGUUUCCAAUGGUGUGAUAGCAAAUGGUUGGGAUUCAUUCACAAAUAGCGUUGAGCCCACAAAGGCUGUUGGGAAAUCUUCUAUCGAUGCAUUUAAAAUUCUUGACCUAUCUCCAGUGGAGUCAGACGACAGAGCUACCGAUGUAGAUCGAUAGUCAUUGUAAAAAAUAUCACAAAGCUCUAUUUAUAUAUAGUAAGAACUUAUAAAAUUUUAAUGGAAGAAAGAUUGCAAUAUCGAACUUUUUAUUGCUACUGGAGAAACUUUAAGUGUAAGUCAUUUCAGCCUUGAAGAAAUGAAUCAAUCAAUAAUGAAUUUAUAAUUAUCACUAGUCUUUCUGUGACAGAAGGCAAAUGCCUUUAUAUUACACAGUACUUUAUAUAAAAACUAAAGGCCUUAUAGUCCCUCGUGCAUCCAAUAAUCUUUCGUGCAAUUUUCUCAUAGAAGAAAAUUCACCACCUUUGAUUUUUGAACCAAUCAAAAGGCAGCUUUCAAAUGAGAUCAUUUAAAACAAAAGAAAAGAUCAAAAAGGUUUCAGAUGAAUGUGGRUCUUUAAGAAAGCCAUGAGUCAAAUGUUUCUAAUUUCUCAAAAAAUCUAACAAUUCUAUUGGCCAUAGAACAUACUGUUAUAAGAGGCACAGUCGUUGAAAGCAUUUCCAUUAUGGCAUGCAGCUUGAGUUAUACAAUGUUUUAACAUUAAAAUAAUUUUAAAAUGG
Exaiptasia diaphana is the source of this 1385-nucleotide messenger RNA. Its product is annotated as AP-1 complex-associated regulatory protein. The coding region runs from base 74 to 826 and encodes 250 amino acids. Gene Ontology annotation, molecular function: AP-1 adaptor complex binding. NCBI's taxonomy places the organism in Eukaryota, Metazoa, Cnidaria, Anthozoa, Actiniaria, Aiptasiidae. Gene Ontology annotation, biological process: negative regulation of cell motility; negative regulation of substrate adhesion-dependent cell spreading; regulation of Arp2/3 complex-mediated actin nucleation. The transcript has 9 exons. The record is from RefSeq and is a predicted model, not a curated record.